This is a messenger RNA of Musa acuminata subsp. malaccensis (wild Malaysian banana), 769 nucleotides long. RefSeq names its product pectinesterase inhibitor-like. Gene Ontology annotation, molecular function: enzyme inhibitor activity. The record is from RefSeq and is a predicted model, not a curated record. NCBI's taxonomy places the organism in Eukaryota, Viridiplantae, Streptophyta, Magnoliopsida, Zingiberales, Musaceae.
GCAGAUGAUGCCAGGCUCGAUCCCCUCGAGACAAAGCUAAUAAUUCUUGUGGGCGUUGUGUUCACGGGGGAAAGAAGAUAAUAUUUGCGAGGUCGGUCAUGGCACCGGAUCGGGUGACGCUGCGAAUGGAGAUGGACACUCGCCGAGGUUGUUCCUCUCUCUCCCUCUCUCGCCUCCUCACAAUCACCUUCACCUUCAUGGCUGCCUCGGGACUCCCAGACAAUUCCGAUGACCUGAUCGCUGCGACGUGCAACCGCACGCCGUACUUAGACGUCUGCAUGUCCACCCUCACGUCCCGCCGCGGAAGCCGCAGCGCCGACCUGCACGGGCUCGCCGCCAUCUCGCUCGAUGCCUGCAUCGCCCACGCCAAGGCGACGUUGUCGUACGCGAGGGGCUUGAGCAGGCACGACGGCAUUGCCAACGACACCUACGCGUCCGGGUGCCUCGCUGACUGCCUGGAGGAGUACGGCGAAGCGGUGGACGAUCUGCACGAGUCCGCGGGUGCGCUGCGGCGAGGGUCGUACGACACGGUGAACGUGCUGUUGGCCGGUGCCAUGACCAACUCGGACACCUGCGAGAGCGGGUUCGGGGAGAAGCCGGGUCUGCGGUCGCCGUUGACGGAGAGAAACCAGUACUUCGGCAAGCUCUGCAGCAACUCCAUUGCGAUCACCGGUCUUCUUGGUUGACCUCUUUGGCUGUGCCUUCCAAAUUGUAUGGUUUCAUCGGUGUGUUGCUUGUGAAGUACAGAAUUGAUGGAGUUGAUGAAGGC